Messenger RNA from Aplysia californica (California sea hare), 4501 nucleotides. Its product is annotated as mitogen-activated protein kinase kinase kinase 7. Bases 203 to 2353 code for a protein of 716 amino acids. Gene Ontology annotation, molecular function: MAP kinase kinase kinase activity; ATP binding; magnesium ion binding. NCBI's taxonomy places the organism in Eukaryota, Metazoa, Mollusca, Gastropoda, Aplysiida, Aplysiidae. Gene Ontology annotation, biological process: protein phosphorylation; JNK cascade; positive regulation of canonical NF-kappaB signal transduction. The record is from RefSeq and is a predicted model, not a curated record. The transcript has 20 exons.
AUAGCCGAGGGCCUCUAGCCUAGCCUUUCUCUUGUGUUGUUUGUUGUCUGAAAAGUGCUCAAAAUGGCGACGCUCAAGGAAUCACCCUGAUCAGCCUGAUAUUGUUUUUAGAAGCCUGUGUUUGGUUUGCAGACCAUGAUUUUAGGCCUAUAUCUUUUCUGCAUUGAGGGGUGAGGGGUUUAUCUGUUUUUAUCCAGCCCAAAUGGAUCCAACGCAGUCCUUCAUUGAAGAAAUUGACUAUCAAGAACUUAAGUUCAUUGAGGUUGUUGGAAAGGGAGCUUUUGGAGUUGUAAGUCGUGCACAAUGGAGGGGCAAAGAUGUUGCUGUGAAACGCAUCGAGACAGAGUCGGAGAAGAAGGCUUUCAUGCAAGAGCUGAAACAGUUGUCCAGAGUGAGCCACCCAAACAUUGUCCGCUUGUAUGGAGCUUGCAGGGAACACCCCGUGUGCCUGGUGAUGGAGUAUGCAGAGGGAGGGUCAUUGUAUAAUGUCCUUCACGGCUCUGGCCAGCAGCCACUGUACAAGGCUGCCCACGCCAUGAGCUGGUGCCUGCAGUGUGCCCGAGGGGUGGAGUACCUCCACAACAUGAAGCCCAAAGCUUUGGUACACAGAGAUCUCAAACCUCCAAAUCUUCUACUGAUCACAAGAGGAACAGUGUUAAAAAUUUGUGACUUUGGCACAGCCUGUGAUAUCCAGACACACAUGACCAAUAACAAAGGCAGUGCUGCCUGGAUGGCCCCAGAAGUCUUUGAGGGUUCCAACUAUAGUGAAAAGUGUGAUGUGUUCAGCUGGGGCAUUAUCUUUUGGGAGGUUCUCACUAGAAGAAAACCUUUUGACGAGAUUGGCGGGCCGGCCUUCCGCAUCAUGUGGGCUGUCCACAACGGUCGACGCCCUCCACCUAUACAGAAUUUGCCCAAACCGCUAGAGAUUUUAAUGACAAGAUGCUGGUCAGGCAACCCUUCAGAGCGUCCAUCUAUGGCUGAAGUGGCCAGAAUCAUGUCCUGCAUGUAUCAAUUUUUCUGUGGGGGUGAUGAGCCUCUGGUCAUAACCCGUACAAGUGAAAUGGAUGAUGAUGAUUACAGCAUGGAGUCAGCUGCUCCGUACUCUGUGACCCCACAUGGGCUGGGAAUGGCGUCGUCGGGUGCCAUGACAGCCGAGUCUCGUGCCAGCACCAUAAGUGACACGUUGCGCUACAACCACAACGACAUGCGGCCGGCGGCCCCACACACUCCCGUUGUGGUGGAGGAGGACAAAAAGCCUCGUGGUCAAAUGAGUGCUCCCCCAUCUCUGGCAGCCAGCCGAGAGAGUCUCCAUGACCCCCGCAGUUCAAGGUCAGCCACACCGGUGGACACGGGGAAACGUCUGUCGGCAGACAACACCAAGCUAGAUGAGUUAGAUCUGUCGGUGCAGCAGGCAGCCCACCAUGCCCAGCUCAGAGUGAGAGGGCAUAGAAGGUCAGGGUCACAGGGUACGCCCCCUGCUUAUGCUGUUCCAGUGACUACUACGCAAGGCCCACCCCCUGUUGGAAGAAGAGGCCCCAGGCACAAUCGCUCUGGCUCUGUGGAUGACCUUUUGACCCCCGCAUCCUUCCUCCUGUCCACCCCACAAAUCGUUAUCACCCCCUCCCCCCCACCGGCAGGCAUUGGCCACCGUCGCAUCGGCUCCGAUGAGUACGCCCGACUCUCCUCCUUGUCCUCGCCGCUGUCAAUCAACACGGGCACUAGUCCCGGCUCCUCCAGCGGCCUGCCCCCUGUCCACCACAGCAACACCUACCCCAGCCAGCUGGUACAGCUGAGCCAUGGGGAUAUGGGCGGUCCCUCUGCUGGGGGUCACCAGGUGUUCAGGGGUCCCGGUGACGGCCUGGCCAUGUCGCCACCGUCGCGGUCUGUGUCCUACCAGCCUCCGGGGAGAGAGCCCAUCGUGGUGUCGCCACGGUCGUUCUCGCUGAGCUCCGAGCGCCAGCUGCCGGCCAUGGCCAGACAGGGACAUGAAGCAGCUUACGCCAGUGUGGAACAUGCGUACUACAACAAUGAGGCGUAUUUCUCUCUUGAGCCGCACUUACAGCCCAUACCACCGUGUCUCUCCAACCCCGAGUCCAUGCAGAUAUUCGAGGAACAUUGCAAUUUGGCGGAGGAGUAUCUACGCAUUCAGGCAGAGAUUGCUGUCCUUACUCAGAGAAAACAUGAGAUGAACAAAGAGCGGGAGCAGCACCAGGAGAGACACCUAAAGAGCAAACAUCUAGAGGAGUACACCAAGCUCACCGCUGAGAACGAAAGCUUGAAAAGUGUUUACAAAGAACUUCGAGCACAAGUUGAGAAGUAUAAACACCAAGCUGGUACCAAGCGCAUUGGUUAAGUUAGCUCUGACUGCAGUGCCUACCUUCAACUCAGACGAGUUUCCUCAGUGAAGUGGCAUCUUUGGAAGGAAAGAUAUUGCCUGUUUAAAGCUGCCAUAAAAUCAUUUUUGUUCCUCUGUUAUAAUAAAUCUAUUGCUAGCUCUUGAAAACUUUCAUCACAACGUCCAGUUUUCUUACCUGAUCUGUGUCACACAGUUUACCUUCUAUAUCAAUUAUUUUGCUUUUCUGUUGAUGUCAGUGCAUGCACGUUUACUUAUUGUGCAAUGCGUCGAAUGCGCCUGUCUGUGGCAUCUGAGAUUGUCAUAAAAAUGGCCAUAUUUAUUUUCCUCUGAAGAAUGCCUUGAAAUAUCCCAUGUACUGAUAUCAUUUCUCUUUUUCUUCAGUUAUUGUUCAGUUUAUCUUUUAGAAAGGUUGAUAGAUUCUCUUCAUAAUAGAUUAUUUUGCUCCUUGUGUGUUGAGUUCACAGCUAAACCAUCUGUGAUCUGGCAUAUUAUGAAGUGCAGAAUACUGAAUUAUGAUUUUAAAUAACAUGGAAGGAGAUGUAUUUUUUUCUUGGUUAGUGCAAAUGCUUUGACUUACUUUUUCCUCCUUCAAAUCAAAGAUAGAGAAUUGUAUGAUGUGGUGUAUAUUAGGUUUUUUUCAGUCUUUGUAUGAGACUGCUGUGGCAAUAUAAUUUUUUUUCUUUCUUUCUUAAAAGUUUUGGAAUCAUGAAAGUAUAUCUUGUAUUUGGGGAAAUGUGUCAAAAUAAACCUUCAAUGUGUGAAAUGUGGGUCAAAAUAAACCUUUAAUGUGUGAAAGAUGUGUCAAAAUAAACUUUUAAUGAGGAAUACAUGUAUCAAAAACGGGCCUUGGAUGUGUGAAAUGUAUCGAAAAAGACCUUGGGUGUGUGAUAAGUGUGCAAAAAUAGUUUAAGAUGCCUGACAUAUGUGUGGUUUAUAUCCUGCUACUCCAUCUCUCUUUUUUCAGUUAUUUUAAAUCGUUGUAUUCUGUUUUCCCUUCGGUCGUUUGCACAGUAUGUACUGUGUAAGAGGGGUCAGAAUUUUUAUCAAGAUUUUUAUGAUUGUUUUGCUUUUGUCUUUUCAUUUUGUAUGUGCGCAAUAGUAGACGUGUAUUUGUGCAGUCUUGGAGAACAAAAAUGAAUUCUUCAAGUGUUCUGGGUGGCUUGGCAAGAUGUAACUGAGGCUUUUAUAUUGCAUGCAAAUUGUAUUGUAAAUAGACGAGACAACAUUAAUACUUAUAAACUGAUAAUAAUGAAAGACACCAUGUAAAUAAUGAUGAUAAACAACUUAAACGUUUUGUCGAGGCUCUUGUAUAAAAGUCUGGUAAGAUUUUUUAGUCUCAACAAAACAAUUUUUAUACCUGACAGCCUCAUAAGCCUUUUAAGUAUGAAAUGGAUGUUGAUGCAUUUAGGGACAAGUGAAAUUUGAUGAAGUGUGCUUUUUUGUUGUAGAUAUUAAUGCACAUGUAAGUAGUUUUAUGUAAAAUAUUGUGAGUUUAAUUUUAUGUCCAUUAUUCUUCCUGUUGCGUUUUUGAAGGACUGAAAGAUGAUUUCAUAGAGACUGAAAAACUGUAGAAGAUUUGUGAGUAAAUUUGUAUUUAUUGUGUAAUUUCCAGAUCUUGAUUUAUUGUGCUCUGAGACAGAAAAGAUGGAUGAGGUCCUCACACUUUCACUGAUUUAUUAUUCUUAAUGUUUACGGCCAUGAAACAUUUUCCCAACUUGAAUUGUUGAGUUCAAAUUUUAUAUGUAAUCACAAAGAAACUUUGAAAAUGUAGAUCUAAAUAUAAAGCUUUCUAAGAAAGUGCAUCACUGGGAGUUCAUCGCUUGACCAUUGUCUCAAUCUGUGACUAUUUGGGAAGUAUGAAUUCAUAGCAUUAUCCAGUUUGUUAUGGUUGAAGAAAUAGGUGUUUUUUUCCUAAAAACAUGUUGUUUAGACUACUUCCGAUUAUCUAAAAAGUUAUAUAUUUUUUACUUUACUUUAUUUUGCAAAUGUUUCUUUGAUAAGGUUUUAUCUAAGUGUAUCCAUUAGUGACACUAUUGUCACCAUUGUUCAAAGUGAGUUCUGACCCAUACUAUCCUGUGAGUGACCUACUGAGCACAUGGCAGGACAUUUCUACGACAUUAAAGAAUGGACUACAACAAAUAACAA